Solanum dulcamara is the source of this 1087-nucleotide messenger RNA. RefSeq lists its product as uncharacterized. The record is from RefSeq and is a predicted model, not a curated record. Lineage: Eukaryota; Viridiplantae; Streptophyta; Magnoliopsida; Solanales; Solanaceae. The transcript has 4 exons. Gene Ontology annotation, cellular component: nucleus. Gene Ontology annotation, biological process: abaxial cell fate specification; regulation of DNA-templated transcription. The coding region runs from base 88 to 936 and encodes 282 amino acids. Gene Ontology annotation, molecular function: transcription cis-regulatory region binding.
UAGAGACCUAACGCUUAUUUAGCAAGCUGCGAAGGUUACUCCAGCAAUUGAUCUCACAAAUAAAAAAAAGAAGAGAGAUAAAAGAAUAUGAGUUCUAGAGAUAUGUCGAUGGACACAAUAAUGGAAGACGACGAAUCAUUUGUUUCUAAUACAAAUGCAACCAUCUAUGGCGCUUCUUAUAUUUCAGUGCGAACUGAAAGCUUGAUCUCAGGUCCCAAUAUUCCUAAUUCGACUUCAACGAGUGAAGACGACUGUUACCAGCAGCAGCAGAUCUCAACUGCUGCUGGUGGCGGCGGCGGUGGUGAUGAUACUACUGAUGAUUUAAUUGUAUCAUCAUGUGCAUCAUCGAACUGGUUUACCAAUAAUAUUAAUAAUAAUAAGCAAGGAGAGGUAAGGAUAUUUAAUGUUGAUCUCAGGGCAUCAUUAUCAAAAUCACCUACUCAACCCCAAAAUUACUUUGCACAAGCAAACCCCAGUUCAUUCAGAAUGUUCAGGUCAGAUAAUUUUAAUACUGUUCAAUUAUUCCCUACAAGAUAUCGAAGAGAGAACAUGUUGAAUAGAUCCAUAGCAUUUUCGAGAAAAUUGUAUAACGCGACGGUGCCAGAACUGCUCCUGGUUCAUCAACUUCGAUUCAUUUCUAAUGCAUCCAUCAUAUACCCAAUCCCAAUAAAGCCGUGGAUACAUCUACGGGGUUUUUUUCAGAUUCAGGUUGACGAUAUAUCAAAUCAACGAUCUUCCUCCUCUUUCCGGUUCAGAUGGACUACUUUUCUUCAUGACCGGUUUGUUCAGAUUGUGGAACUUCUUGGUGGCCAUGAAAGGGCUGAUCCGCAAUUAAUACUGGAGCUAAUGGGUAUCCAAGAUCUCAAACUUAUUUACGUCAAAAGUCAUUUGCAGAUGUAUCGUGCUGUUAAAAAUGAUGGUGCAAUGGAAAUUUGAAGGGACUUGAGUAGAGAUUUGAAAUUAAAAGAUUGAGAAGAAACUAUGUUUUCAGAGUUGAUUUGGUCUUGUUACAUCAAUGAAGCAUAUUUAACGUUCAAUUAAAGUUAAAAGAUGUAACAACAAUAACAUGUCAAGUACAAUUACAUAA